This is a messenger RNA of Neofelis nebulosa (Clouded leopard), 1432 nucleotides long. RefSeq names its product myogenic factor 6 (gene MYF6). Lineage: Eukaryota; Metazoa; Chordata; Mammalia; Carnivora; Felidae. Gene Ontology annotation, biological process: positive regulation of myoblast differentiation; regulation of transcription by RNA polymerase II; muscle organ development. Gene Ontology annotation, molecular function: RNA polymerase II cis-regulatory region sequence-specific DNA binding; DNA-binding transcription factor activity, RNA polymerase II-specific; protein dimerization activity. The record is from RefSeq and is a predicted model, not a curated record. The transcript is spliced from 3 exons. The coding region runs from base 91 to 819 and encodes 242 amino acids.
CCACACUAAUUAAAUGCCAUCUGGGUGGUUCCUCUGGGUUUUUGAGCCCAUCACCCAGUUCAGACCGAGUCAGAGGCCAAGGAGGAGAACAUGAUGAUGGACCUUUUUGAAACUGGCUCCUAUUUCUUCUACUUGGACGGGGAAAAUGUUACCUUGCAGCCAUUAGAAGUGGCAGAGGGCUCUCCUUUGUACCCAGGGAGUGAUGGUACUUUGUCCCCCUGCCAGGACCAAAUGCCCCCGGAAGCUGGGAGCGACAGCAGCGGAGAGGAACAUGUCCUGGCGCCCCCAGGCCUGCAGCCUCCCCACUGCCCCGGCCAAUGUCUGAUCUGGGCUUGCAAGACGUGCAAAAGAAAAUCUGCCCCCACUGACCGGCGGAAAGCUGCCACCCUGCGCGAAAGGAGGCGGCUAAAGAAAAUCAACGAGGCCUUCGAGGCACUGAAGCGGCGGACUGUGGCCAACCCCAACCAGAGGCUGCCCAAGGUGGAGAUUCUUCGGAGCGCCAUCAGCUACAUAGAGCGGCUGCAGGAUCUGCUCCAUCAGCUGGAUCAACAGGAGAAAAUGCAGGAGCUAGGGGUGGACCCCUUCAGCUACAGACCCAAGCAAGAGAAUCUGGAGGGUGCGGAUUUCCUGCGCACCUGCAGCUCCCAGUGGCCAAGUGUUUCGGAUCAUUCCAGGGGGCUCGUGAUAACUGCCAAGGAAGGAGGGGCAAGCAUGGACUCGUCAGCCUCGAGUAGCCUUCGAUGCCUUUCUUCCAUCGUGGACAGCAUUUCCUCAGAGGAACGCAAACUCCCCUGCGUGGAAGAGGUGGUGGAGAAGUAAAUGGGAGCCGGAGUUUGGGAUGCUCUCCACGCAGCGGCAAGAUCCCACCCUCCCUCCUUCGCCUGAUCCUUUAGACGGGGUCACAUUACAUUAAUAUUUAGGAACUCAGACCCACGAGUUUAUGAAAGGGAAGGAGACAUGUUCACAGAGAAACUUCUCAGAAACUGUCGUGCACGCUCACAUGAAAAAGCCUCCGGCUUUGGGCUUUUACUUUUGGAACCGCGAGUGGCUUAGGUCUAGCAGCCUUACUUUGCUUUUGUUUGGUUAGUUGUGCAACAUAUUACUUUUAUUACGGCGAUCCUUUUGUGCCAUGUUCAAAAGAAGUUCAUUCCUGUCCGAAGCAAAGUGGGAACGUUGCAUCUAAAUGUUAGUGGUACUGAAUGUAUUUUUGUAAAUAAUCUUAGUACUUUCAUUUUUUAUGUAAACCCAAGAAGUAAUAUUUUAAAUGUGGAGUGACGGAUUGCAUAUAAAAAUGUGCGAGGAUCCUGAUAUCGUAAUAUUAAAAAAAUGAGUUUCUUUCUGAACAAAGUUGGUCCUAAUUUGAUUGAACUGAACAUAGUUUGGGACUAUGUGCACAUAAAUAAAGAGAAGCCCUAUUUUAAUUUAGACGCCA